AUGGCAACAUCAUCACCACCACCAUCAUCACCAACUGAAUCGAUCCCAUCACCACCAUCCGCCGUACCUCUCCCUCUCUCCCUCCCAGCACCACCACCACCACCAACCUCAUCUCGUCGUCUUCCACCUCCGUGCUGGACACCAGAAGAAACCUCUGCUCUAAUCGAUUCUUACCGUGACAAAUGGUACUCUCUGGGUCGAACAAAUCUCAAAGCAACCCAUUGGCAAGAAGUUGCUGAUGCCGUCGCUGUUCGUUGCCCUAACUCUUCACCCGUCGCUAAAACCGCCGUUCAGUGUCGUCACAAAAUGGAAAAGCUCCGUAAACGUUACCGAUCUGAGAUUCAGAAGCUUAGAUCUCUUCCGGUUCCGAGAUCUCGUUCUUCUUCUUCGUGGGUUCUUUUCAAAGCUAUGGAUUCCAUGGAAAAAGGUCCUUCUCCUCCUUCUCCACCGCAUAAACCAGAAAACCCUAAUCAUAACGCUAAUCAUAAUCACAUCCAUAGCCAUAACCUUAUCAACCACCGUGAAACACUAGAGAACGAUGAUUAUGAUGAUGAUGAUCUUUAUGAGGAACUUAGAAGUGCUGCUGGUGGUGGUUCUGGUUCUGGUAAUACCAGAAGUCUUGAUAAGCUAUACCGGAAUGGAGUUUCCGGUGGUUUUGGUGGUUCCGGUAGUGGGUUUCGGAUUAGGAUUCCAACUGGUGUUAGCGUGGCACAACCCGGAUCAAAAUUCUAUCCGAAAAUGAACAACAAUUCAGAAUCUGGGUCUAGGAUCAAUGGUGGAACGAGGCUUGUUAAGGAGAGGGUUGUUUUGGGGAAGAGAGAGAGGGAGAGGGAUGUAGAGAGAGAAAGGGAAAGAGAUCCAAUUGGUGAAAUGGUGAAUGCUAUUAAGGUUUUGAGAGAUGGGUUUGUGAGGAUGGAGCAGAUGAAGAUGGAGAUGGCUAGAGAGAUUGAAACUAUGAGAAUGGAGAUGGAGAUGAAGCGUACUGAGAUGAUUCUUGAGUCUCAGCAAAGGAUUGUUGAAGCUUUUGCGAAAGCUAUUUCGGAGAAGAACAAGAAGAGGAAACUGCGUAAGGGUCUAUGUUCUGUUCUGUUCUGA
Messenger RNA from Medicago truncatula (barrel medic), 1095 nucleotides. Its product is annotated as trihelix transcription factor ASIL2. Bases 1 to 1095 code for a protein of 364 amino acids. NCBI's taxonomy places the organism in Eukaryota, Viridiplantae, Streptophyta, Magnoliopsida, Fabales, Fabaceae. The record is from RefSeq and is a predicted model, not a curated record. The transcript is spliced from 2 exons.